AUGGCAUCCAGCGUUAACGGUACGAUUUUACUCAGUUUUUUGCAACUUUUUGCCCAGGAACACGCAAACAGUGUCAAAUUAAUGGAAAUCACAAACUCUGUGAGAGAAGAAAAAUAUUUUCAUACGCUGAUUUUCAUAAGCCAUCCGAGGACUGAGGAAGAUGAGACCAGCUUUGAUUUGGAUAUCUUAAGUAAAUUAGUUAUGGAGAAUUUGGAAAUUCCUAUGCUGCAAUGGAGGAAAUGUAGCACAGUGCAUUUGCCCAUAGAAAUUCAACGCCAAAUAUUUGCAAUGGUCACACUCGUUGGGAAGAAGACAAAGGAUAAGAAAACACUGAAAGCAUUGUGGCAAUCAAUGAGGCGCAUUGUCACAACCAGGAUACUGUUGCUCACAAAGGAGUCGGGGUCAAAUGAGGAUUAUUUAAGCAACAUCAUGGGUUAUUGCAUAGAAAAUAAAGCCAUACAAGUACUGGCAAUGGAAACUUCUUCAAAUUCCGAGAGCAAGAUUUUUGAGCCAGAAAUUUUUCCAAAAUUUAAACUGAAUUCCUACAACAUUGAGGCGAAACCAGGGUUUUUAUUCUUCAAAAACCUCUACAAGGAUAUGAAAGGCCAGCCAUUAAAUAUUGCCAUAAUGAAUAGAAGUAGCAGGGCUUACUCUCUGCGAGAAGUAGAUGACCAAGUGUAUAUGGGUGGUUAUCUGGGUCACCUAUUCACGGUCUUUGCCGAAAAACACAACUCAUUUAUCCGCAAGCCCGCAGCCACAGAAAAUUUGCCCUACUAUUUCCUAAAUAGUAAAAGUCUGGAGGGUUUGUUUGCAAAUCGCACAUACGAUAUGAUGGCCGAAUUCUCCAUGGAUAUUUUGCACAGCAACAUUGACUUUAGUCGCAUCUAUGACCUGGUAGACCUGUGCUUGAUGGUGCCUGUAGAGAAGCCAGUGCCACUUUACAAAUUAUAUAGCAUAAUAUUCGACCCUUCAAUGAUAGCUCUUCUGUUUAGCUCUACUUUAAUCUUUGCUGUGCUAGUGGCCCUAACUUUUUGGAUAAGAGAUUCCCCCAUUUCACUGCAGGACAUACUGGUCAAUGUCUACGUGUUUAAUGGUUUGCUGGGACAAGCUUUUCCUAUGACUCGCACAUAUGCGGGGCUACGCAGCUUUGUAUAUCUGCUAAUUUGCAUCCAUGGCAUAAUCUUCAACACCACUCUGGUGACAUUUCUGCAGACCAUGAAAACCUCCCCCUUGAUGGAGAGGCCCAUUCGAAAUCUGGCUGAUAUGGAGGCAGCUCAUCUUCAAUUUGCCAUUCUCAAAGACGAAUAUGAAGCACAGAUUAAUAAGACAGCUCUGCAGGAUUACAAGCAUAUGGCCUAUGUCAUGGCAAACAAAAAGGAGUUUUUCACAUUGAGAAAUAAUUUCUAUUCGCGCUAUGCUUAUGUCGUUCCCUCAGAUCGUUGGAUGUUGUAUGAGGAACAACAAAAAUACUUUGUGCGUGCCCGAUUUCGUCUGUCGAAAAUGUGCUUUGUUAAAAUUAUCGCUGUGAGUGUUCCCCUGCAGGCGAAUUCUCCAUUUAAGACGACACUUGAUGCGAUGAUAAGACGACUUAACGAUGCAGGCAUUAUUAAGUUUUGGAAAUCUAUGGCAUUUUGGGAAGCUUUAAAAAUGAAAAGUCUACAAUUGAGGGAUACCAGCAGGAUCUACAGAUUCAAACCCUUGGCACUGGAAGAUAUCCGGCUUUUGGCUACACUCUUCGGAAUCAUACUGAGUUUUAAUUGUUUCUGCUUUUUUAUGGAACUAUCAUUGCAACCAUUUCAAUUAUCCAAAGUGUUGCCAAAAACGAAACAAUGUAUUCGAUUGCCACGGGACAUCAUCAACAUCAUCGACAAUGAAUGGUAA
Messenger RNA from Stomoxys calcitrans (stable fly), 1881 nucleotides. RefSeq lists its product as uncharacterized. The transcript is spliced from 2 exons. Lineage: Eukaryota; Metazoa; Arthropoda; Insecta; Diptera; Muscidae. Bases 1 to 1881 code for a protein of 626 amino acids. The record is from RefSeq and is a predicted model, not a curated record.